AUGGCGGAAAAGCCCAAGACAGCGUUUAUAACAGGCGGAGCAAGCGGAAUAGGCCGCGCCCUCAGCAUCCAUCUCCUCUCAAAAGGCUGGCACAUCUUCAUCGCCGACGUCAACACGACCUCUGCAAAGCAACUCGCCGACGAGCACAACACCUCAACUACCAUCUUACACUAUUCCGAAUGCGACACCACAUCCUGGGAAUCGCAACUCUCCGCCUUCCGAAAAGCUCUAAAAGCGCUAAACAGCCGCAUCGACUGCGUCUUCCCCAUUGCCGGAAUCAGCGAGCGAAAAUGGCUUCCCACCCCCUCUGAAACCAACGCCAUGGAAACCGACGAGUUCGCUAAACCCAAUCUCUCCGUCAUCGAUGUUGACCUCACAGCCGUUCUCUACACCGUCGCGCUGGCCAUCCAACAGUUCCGACGUCAAGAACCCAUCGCUUGGAUGGGAAACCAUCGGUUCCGCGGGAAAAUCGGUCUGGUGGCUAGUAUAUGCGGGUUCUACUGUAUCCCCAGUGUGCCUGUAUAUACCGCUGCUAAGCACGCCAUCGUAGGGUUGACGCGGUCUUAUGGUGCUCUACUUAAAGAUGAGGGUAUCACGGUCAAUGCUGUGGCGCCGAAUGUGGUUAGAACGGCGAUUAGUUCGGGUGCUUUCUACGACAAAUUGGAAGCAGAGGGUGUGUUGACGCCGAUGGAGGGUUUGAUGAGCGCUUUCGAUGAGAUACUUCAGAGUGAUAAUAGUGCGCUUGUGUACGAGUGUGGGCCGAAUGGUGGGUGGAGUUUACGAGAAGGCGCGCAGUAUUUGGAUGAAGAGAGUGGGAAAGCUUGUGAUAUGAUUUCAACGCGAUCGAUGACGUUGCAUUAUGAGACGCAGUGA
Molecule: messenger RNA, 873 nt
Organism: Pyrenophora tritici-repentis Pt-1C-BFP
Lineage: Eukaryota; Fungi; Ascomycota; Dothideomycetes; Pleosporales; Pleosporaceae
Product: FabG, Dehydrogenase with different specificities (related to short-chain alcohol dehydrogenase)
Cellular component (GO): cytoplasm
Molecular function (GO): oxidoreductase activity, acting on the CH-OH group of donors, NAD or NADP as acceptor
Source: RefSeq, a predicted model, not a curated record